UGUAAAGGAUCUAAGAAACUUUCUGUUAUGUAGUUGGCCAUUAUGAGGAAAACAACAAGCUUUGACUAACUAGUAAUUUUCUGAUAGAUUGUGUUUGAUUUUGUCGUGAUUGCGAUUGAGAAAACGUGGUAAUAUUCGGUAAGAUGCAGGUUCCUCCGAUUUUUAUGGAAUUACCCUUAGAAGAUCAGGCGCAAGAGCUAAGAAUAUAUUUUAAGAAUUUGGGAGCUGAAAUAAGUGAAGAAAAAUCUCCUAAAGGAAUAGAAGAUGAUUUACAUAAAAUUAUUGGUGUUUGUGAAGCUUGCUUCAAGGAAGGAAAUGAAAGCGAAAUAGAAACAGUCUUAAAUGACAUUGUAUCUAUUAUGAUUGUGAUCCCCACUGAACGUGCAGAAAAUUUAAUAUUAGCAUUUUGUGAGAAAUUAACAAAAGCUCCUGGAUAUAAACUUGGUUUAGUAUGUUUAAAAGCAUUGUGGUUAUUAUUUCAAUCUCUUCCUGAUGACUCUCCAAUGAGAUAUCAUGUCUAUUAUCACUUAGUUCAAAUUGCUCGCAAUGUGGAUCAAGUAAAAGCUGUGUAUGGUGGAAUAGAUCAAUUAAAGCAACAGUUUGCAUCACUUCCACCAUCGAAUGAACAAAUGCAGAAAUUACUUCGGUUACUUCAUGAAGUACUUUUAAGUUGCAAACAGGGAGAACAAGCUGCUGCUGUUAUGGUAGAACUUUUAGGUACUUAUACAGCAGAAAAUGCUUCUGCAGCUAGAGAAGAUGCGCAACGUUGCAUUUUAGCUGCAUUGGCAGAUCCAAAUACAUUCCUGCUUGACCCAUUGUUAGCAUUAAAACCUGUAAGAUUCUUGGAAGGGGAACUCAUUCAUGAUUUACUUCUUGUCUUUGUACAAGACAAGUUACCUGCAUACUUAGAUUUUUAUCAACAUCAUAAGGAAUUUGUAGAACAUCAACUUGGAUUAAAUCAUGAGCAAAACAUGAAAAAAAUGAGACUACUAACAUUUAUGCAACUAGCAGAAACAAACCCUGAGAUGUCAUUUGAUACAAUUCAGGAAGAAUUACAAAUUAAUGAAGAUGAAGUAGAAAGUUUUAUUAUUGAUGUAUUGAAAACGAAACUUGUUAGAGCUCGUAUGGAUCAAGCUGGUCGCAAAGUUCUCAUUUCAAGUACCAUGCAUAGAACAUUUGGCAAACAACAGUGGAUGCAACUACGCGAUUUACUCGCAGCCUGGAAAGCAAAUUUAACUGCUGUACAAGAGGGUAUGAAAUCUGUAGCUGCUGCACAAAUGGAACUUGCUGGAAAAAACAAAACUUCUAUUACCCAUUGAUGAUAUUUAACUUGUGCAUAUGUAAUUUAAAAUUUGUGCAUACAAAUAUUGAUUGGAAAUCAAGUUUAA
Bombus terrestris (buff-tailed bumblebee) is the source of this 1388-nucleotide messenger RNA. It is a transcript of the gene eIF3m, whose product is annotated as eukaryotic translation initiation factor 3 subunit M. Gene Ontology annotation, biological process: cytoplasmic translational initiation. The transcript is spliced from 7 exons. The coding region runs from base 144 to 1319 and encodes 391 amino acids. The record is from RefSeq and is a predicted model, not a curated record. Lineage: Eukaryota; Metazoa; Arthropoda; Insecta; Hymenoptera; Apidae. Gene Ontology annotation, cellular component: eukaryotic translation initiation factor 3 complex; cytoplasm. Gene Ontology annotation, molecular function: translation initiation factor activity.